Molecule: messenger RNA, 2159 nt
Organism: Ictalurus punctatus (channel catfish)
Lineage: Eukaryota; Metazoa; Chordata; Actinopteri; Siluriformes; Ictaluridae
Gene: uprt
Product: uracil phosphoribosyltransferase (FUR1) homolog (S. cerevisiae)
Exons: 7
Coding region: 165-986 (273 amino acids)
Source: RefSeq, a predicted model, not a curated record
GUUCCUGAAAGAAGAAUUCAAUGACGUUAACAUACGUGAGGAAUGGCGAGCUAGAACUAUCACGUCUCCGGAAAUCCUUCCUCUCAGCGAGACGCUCGGUUCUCGUUUGUUUUAAAGCUCGUGUGUGUAUUUAUAUUUGUUUUUAAUUAUUAUUUUAUUUUCCUAUGGAAAGGAACCGUCUCGAGAACGGGAUGCUGUGUCAAAAUCAGAAGCAGGUGGUGAACAGCGAUAGGCGUGAGCUCGAGCACGCGGUCAAGCAGGUCCGGUUCGCGGGGAAAAGCAGCAGCACGAGCGCCGGUACAGCACGAGGAGGAGAACCGGCGGUUGCUAACGCUAAUGAAAACACGUCCCACAGUGACACAGCGAAACAGAUCGGACCUCAACUCAAACUUCUGCCUUUAAACGACCAAAUCCGAGAGCUGCAGACCAUCAUCCGGGACAAGUCCACCAGUCGAGGUGAUUUUGUGUUUUCUGCUGACAGAUUGAUAAGACUGGUGGUUGAAGAGGGACUCAAUCAGCUUCCUUACAGCGAGUGCACUGUGAUCACACCCACAGGUCACAAGUAUGAUGGGGUGAAGUUUGAGAAGGGAAACUGUGGUGUGAGCAUCAUGCGCAGUGGCGAGGCGAUGGAGCAGGGUCUGAGGGACUGCUGUAGGUCAAUCCGGAUCGGGAAGAUCCUUAUCCAGAGCGACGAGGAGACUCAGAAAGCCAAAGUUUUCUACGCCAAGUUUCCUCCUGACAUCAGCCGCAGGAAGGUGCUGCUAAUGUACCCCAUACUGAGUACGGGGAACACGGUGAUUGAGGCGGUAAGGGUUCUAAAGGAACAUGGCCUCCAAGCCAACCACAUUAUACUGCUGAGUCUUUUCUCCACACCCCAUGGUGCAAGGUCCAUAGUAAAGGAGUUUCCUGACAUCACAAUCCUGACGACCGAGGUUCAUGCUGUUGCUCCCACACACUUCGGCCAGAGAUACUUCGGCACAGACUGACACACACACACACACACACACACACACACACACACACACACAGAGAGAGCCCGACUGACACACACACACACACACACACACACACACACACACACACACACACACACACACACACACACACACACAGAGCCCGACUGACCCGUCCUGGGUCGUCCAGCUGCCCAGGAAGUAUUGUAACAUUUCUGGUCCAUUUUCAGUGUUUCUGAAACGUUCAUGCUUGGUAUUCUCCUGCCUUCGCUCUCGCGUCCCGGACCGCACACACCAUGGACACCGUCUGCGUGGAGAUUCUGCGUGGAUGCCCCACCCACAUUCAUUAUGGACACGCCUCUUCAUCAUCCUAAGACGGAGCUCAGCGACUGUCCACACGUCUACAGAUAUUUUCAAAACACAGUUGUAUUUUCUCGGCGUUUGGGCGUCCUGUCCUCACCGACCACGUGUUUUUAUUUACUGACAGCGAAGCUUUUCAAAAAUUGCACUCGUGUGUUACGAAUGUUUUGCUAAGACUCUGAACAAGUUGUUAUUAAAAAUGAUGCGCGCUGUACUGCACAUUAAUGUUUGUUUUCGAUAAACAGCUCUCGCGGGGACGGCGUCGUUGUGUCGAAAGGCGGUGAACGUGAACGGAAAUCGUUACGUCAACGGAGCUGCUUUGGGGAAACGCUGUUCAGUUAACGCUCGUCCAGCAUGGAGAGAUCGCUGCUACUUUAACCCACACGCUGAAUUUACACUGAAACCAAGAAGUAGAUACUCGCCUGUAGAUAAAAUCCUCAUCGAUUUGUACCAGUCAAUCACCUCCGAAGCCCCGCCCACAUCCAGCAACAUCUAUAAAAUACACUUAUCGUCAAGAACGUUAAUCGUAUUGGAGCUCGUAGGCCUGACGAAAAUUGUAUUAAAUGUAAAAAUCCAAAGGCUGACACAUCUGGAUGUGGGCGGGGCUAAACACCUUCAGCCUUCCACCACAGGGCAUCCGAUUACAACGUUUGGCGUGACUUUCCCACGCUCUCACGUUGUCCGUCUUGUGUACGGUCCCGUGCGCGGGAACACGAGGUUCCGCAGCGUACUAGAGCUUACAGAGGGGACAGCGUCCAGCUUCACGCUCAUCCUCAGGAUUACUCCUCCACCUGAUAAUAUAUAUAUAUUAUAUAAAAAUAUAAAAAUAAAAUAUUUUGUACUAAA